Naegleria lovaniensis is the source of this 651-nucleotide messenger RNA. RefSeq lists its product as uncharacterized. The record is from RefSeq and is a predicted model, not a curated record. Gene Ontology annotation, molecular function: zinc ion transmembrane transporter activity. Lineage: Eukaryota; Heterolobosea; Eutetramitea; Acrasida; Naegleriidae. The coding region runs from base 1 to 651 and encodes 216 amino acids. The transcript has 3 exons. Gene Ontology annotation, cellular component: membrane. Gene Ontology annotation, biological process: zinc ion transmembrane transport.
AUGAAUUUGGAACCACAAAAGAAAGAUUGGAAACGUAGGAUGAGUGAAUUCCUGAUCAAAUUUAGAAGAUCAUCCUUGUUGAUGAUGUCAAUGACAAUUCACAAUUUACCUGAGGGUGUAGUUGUAGGAGUGGCUUUUGGAUCUAUUGGAUUGGGUAAAACAGGUAUUUCAAUUUCCAGUGCAGUAAGCUUGAGUAUAGGUGUAGGUAUUCAAAACAUACCAGAAGGGUUGUCAGUGUCACUUCCUUUGGUUCGAGAUGGUGCUGGAUUUGUUAAAGCAUUCCUCAUUGGAAGUGCUAGUGCCUUAGUUGAGAUUAUUGGUGGUUUAAUUGGCUCAGGUUUAGUAUACUUUAGCGAGAGUAUUUUGCCAUAUGCCUUGUCGUUUGCAGCAGCUUGUAUGGUCUUUGUCGUUGUGAAUGAGUUGAUUCCUGAAACAAUUACAAAACAUGGCCAUGGUUGCGAGCCAAAAUCAGAUUUGGUUCCAUCCAAGUUGGAAGAGGGCAAAGGAUCCUCUCUGUCAUUGGAACCCAUCUCUAUUGUGGAGCCAAUUCGGAAAAAGAGACCUCGUUUCUACAAGUUGACGAGUAGAAUAGGGCUCACUGGCUUCUUUUUGGGCUUCAUUGUCAUGAUGAUUCUUGAUUUAGUUUUAUAA